AUGCCUACGCGUUUGUGUCGCCGGCAGGAGGAAACCGACCCUCCCCGUCCCCCAUCGCACAAACGCGCCGCGAUCGCCGCCGGUCCGAACGACGUAAUUUCGUGUACACGGUCAUUGGCAAAAUCGCCGUCCACACCGUCUACCCAAUCUAAUCCCGCUGCUGUUUACGCGUACUGCAAGCGCGCAGUAUUCCCCGGCUGUACACAGUUGCACAGCACGUGUAUGAUGUCAAUCGUACUAAUUAAUAUUCUAAACGUGAGCGUGCACGCGGAUGGACGGACAUGUUUGCUGCCGUUUCACCCAAAUCUACUGCACGGAUUUCAACGGCUUUCGGCGUAG
Molecule: messenger RNA, 339 nt
Organism: Cinara cedri
Lineage: Eukaryota; Metazoa; Arthropoda; Insecta; Hemiptera; Aphididae
Source: the annotation of a GenBank genome assembly